Bufo gargarizans (Asiatic toad) is the source of this 906-nucleotide messenger RNA. RefSeq names its product transcription factor Sox-3-like. Gene Ontology annotation, molecular function: DNA-binding transcription factor activity, RNA polymerase II-specific; RNA polymerase II cis-regulatory region sequence-specific DNA binding. The record is from RefSeq and is a predicted model, not a curated record. The coding region runs from base 1 to 906 and encodes 301 amino acids. The transcript has a single exon. Gene Ontology annotation, biological process: regulation of DNA-templated transcription; anatomical structure morphogenesis; cell differentiation. Lineage: Eukaryota; Metazoa; Chordata; Amphibia; Anura; Bufonidae.
AUGCUGGACAUCAAAAGCCCUCUGCGGGAAGUCAAAUCUCAGGCUGAGGGAGCUGCGGCUUCAGCAUUUAAAGGCAAUAUUUCUACCCCUGACAAAGACCGAAUUAAGAGGCCCAUGAAUGCUUUUAUGGUAUGGUCCAGAGUACAGAGGAGGAAGAUGAUUACAGAGCAUCCUAAAAUGCACAACUCUGAAAUUAGCAAAAAGUUGGGGGCACAGUGGAAGAUCCUUGGCGAUUCAGAGAAGAAGCCUUUUAUAGACGAAUCAAAAAGGCUGAGAGCUCAGCAUAUGGUUGAGCAUCCAGAUUACAAAUACAAACCAAGGAGGAAGCAAAAGACCCUCCAGAAAAAGGAUCGGUAUUCUUUGCCUGGGAAUCUUACGGCUUCAGAUGCAAACCCCUUAUCUAGCAAUAUUGAGGUGGCACAAAGGACAGACCCGUAUGCAAAUUUUACCGGUUGGCCAAAUGUCCCUUAUGCUCUGCUUCAGGAGCAGCUUGGCUACAUGCAGCACCCUGGGUUAAACAGUUCCCAGAUCCAACCAAUGCAUAUGUAUGACAUCGGCAGCAGCUUUCAUUAUAAUCAUAUGCCUUCUGGUCAGGCCUACUUGAAUUCUUCCUCCGCCUAUAAUCUAACUUCACCUUACAACCAGCAAAGCUCAAAUGCUAUAGCCAUGGGAAACAUGGUGUCUGGGGUCAAAACUGAAUCCAAUUCUCCACCUCCUGCAAUCACCCCACACAUUCAAAGAGUCUACUCUGGAGAUGUGCGAGAUAUGAUCAACAUGUACAUGUCUCUAGGUGGAGACGAAAGUGACCAAUCUUCUCCCCACGCCAGCAGAUUACACAGCAUCUAUCAACCUUACCAAAAUAUGGGGCCUGGGGUAAAUGGAAACUCCUCUCUCGAUCACAUUUAA